Tribolium castaneum (red flour beetle) is the source of this 1797-nucleotide messenger RNA. It is a transcript of the gene BBS4, whose product is annotated as Bardet-Biedl syndrome 4. The record is from RefSeq and is a predicted model, not a curated record. Lineage: Eukaryota; Metazoa; Arthropoda; Insecta; Coleoptera; Tenebrionidae. The transcript has 10 exons. The coding region runs from base 119 to 1516 and encodes 465 amino acids. Gene Ontology annotation, cellular component: ciliary basal body. Gene Ontology annotation, biological process: cilium assembly; protein localization to cilium. Gene Ontology annotation, molecular function: protein binding.
AUGAAAUUUUAAUCAAUAUGAAGUGAUAAUUUUAAAUGCGUUGGUAUUGAUUGGCGGCGGUAGCCACGCAACCACGCUUACAACAUUGCGUUUUAUCAAUUUGCAUAAUCUCGCCUUAAUGAGCUAUUUAGCAAAUGGAAAAGAGAAUGUGCAAAUUUCAGCUUUCCCAGGCCGUCAAAAAUCCAGCAAAAUGCCUGAGCCUAAUCCUUUAGAGAAAUUAAACUGGCUCAUACAUUUCCAACAUGUUAGGGGCGAAAUUGUACAGUGCAAGAACUUGAUUAAAAAUGAAAUCAAGCGAAGCGGCGGUCGCAACGAGUUUGCGUAUUUUAAACAGGGAAUCAUUUUGCGCGAGGAGGGAAAGACUCAGGAGGCCCUCGAGUCGUUCCAGACCUGCAUGAAACUGAACCCCGAGAAUGCAGACGCCAUCAAACAAGUCGGCAAAUGCCUUUACGAAAUGCGGAGGUUCAGAUUAUCACUUGAAGCGUAUUUGGAGGCUGAAAAAGUGUCAACUUGUCCCGACUGGCAAAUUUAUUACAAUAUUGGCCAAUGUCUGAUGAGACUCGGCGAAACAGCCAAAUCAAAGGAAUACGCACACAAAGCUGUCCAAUUGGGGAAACACGAAGCCGCUUAUUCGCUCCUCAUCAAAAUACUUACAUCAGAAGGUGAUCUACGAAGCGCCAUUUCAGUGUGUAACGCUGCAAUCGAAUCCUGCCCAGACAGUGUUAACUUGCUGACUGAAACAGGCCUUUUGUGUCUGAAGUUGGGGCAGACACAGUUUGCAUUCGAGCGAUUGAGUUCCGCUCUAGCUCUAGAUCCGGUUUGUGCAAAAGCUCUACUUGGGAUCGGAUGCAUCACUCAAUCGCACGAUGAGCACGAUGUCGCUUUGACCAAAUACAAAGUGGCUGUUUCGUACGAGCCGAAUUCGGUGGCGCUUUGGAAUAACAUUGGACUGUGUUUCUACUCUAAACAAAAAUAUGUGGCGGCAAUAAGCUGCUUGAAGCGGGCCUUAUGGAUAUCGCCAACAAACUGGCGAGUGCUUUUUAACUUGGGUUUAGUUCAUCUUGCCACUUAUCAGCCCGCAUCUGCGUUUAACUUCUUAUGUGCUGCUGUCAAUCUGCGGCCAGACGUGCCUCAUUCCUUCACAGGAUUAGGAUGUGCCUUAUUUGAAUUGAACGAUGGAGAGAACGCAGAAAGGGCCUUCAAGCAGGCGAUGGCUCUGGCUCCGGACGAUCCGGUCAUUGUUGUUAAUAAUGUCGUUUGUUUGGCGGGGAUGGACCGGAAGGAGGAGGCAAAGGAUUUGUUUCAGAAAUUUAACAGUUUGCUGCAGGAUGGGGUUGUUUCGAAGGAGGUCGUGGCCAUCGCCGAGAAAUUGGCAACGGUGUUUGAGGUGGAUGGAAAUGACGAAAGUUAUAAAAAUGAAGAGAGUAAAGACGUUAUAAAUAAAAGUAUCAACGAAACGGAUGAACUUGCCAGUGGUGACUUAUCGCCCAGGGAACUUGCAGCUGAUGAAGUGUAGACAUAAUGUAUACAGAGUGUGCAUUACUUAUAGAACCCGAAUAAAUUUGUCCUAGAUUUUAUCCGAGCCAUAUUUUAAAAAAUAUCACUUGGUUGUGACACCUUGACAGGCCUCAUCUUUAUUAAUUUGCGCAAGAAAUUGAAUAAAAUUUAGGUCACGCUAAAAUCAAAUAUUGAUUUUGUAAUUUAAAUUCGAAAAAAUGUAAUAGAACCUUAUACUUUAUUCACACACAAGUUGUAAUAAAAUUCCGAAAUAAAAUAAAGUUUUUUUUGUUGCAUGAA